AUCUCUUUUACGUGAUAUAUGCUCGCUCGCUUUCGACUCAACUGCCAUGUUCAAACUUUGUUCUCAAAACGCUUACCUGCAGGGAGUCAAAGCUACCUACCAGGUGCCGAUAGUUCAGACGCUGACAAGGGGACUUUGGACUCGGUGCAGCAAGAACCCCACUAUUAAGCAGCAUCCCACUCCAUCUCAGAACUAUUUGUCGAGCUUCAAUUACCCCUCCGCUGCUAUAGCCAGGACCAGUCAACAUUUUCUCAAGUACACAAACUGCCGGUACAGCCACAAUAACAUCAAAAUGAGCUCCCCCAAGGAAUUCCGUCUUUUCUGCCUUGAGAACCCUCUCUUGGACAUCCAAGCAGUUGGAGACGAGGCGCUCCUCAACAAGUACGGCCUCAAGGCUAAUGAUGCCAUCCUGGCCGAGGCUAAGCACGCCGGUAUCUUCGAGGAGCUGCUCAACAACUACGACGCCAAGCUGAUUCCUGGCGGCGCCGCCCAGAACACGGCCCGUGGCGCCCAGUACAUGCUGCCGCCCAACAGCGUCGUCUACUCGGGAGGUGUGGGCGACGACAAGUACGCGGCCAUCCUGCGCGAUGCCGUCCAAAAGGUCGGCCUCAGGGUCGAGUACCGCGUAGACCCCAAGGAGACCACCGGUCGCUGCGCCGUCGUCAUCACCGGCCACAACCGCUCCAUGUGCACCGAGCUAGGUGCUGCCAACCACUACGAGGUUGAGUUCCUGAAGAAGCCCGAGAUCUGGGAGCUGGUCAAGGGUGCUGAGGUCUACUACAUUGGUGGUUACCACUUCACCGUCUGCCCUCCCGCCAUAAUGGAGCUGGCCAAGGAGGCUGCCACCAACAACAAGACCUUCAUCUUGUCCCUCUCGGCUCCCUUCAUCCCGCAAUUCUUCAAGGACCCCCUUGAUGCUGCUCUCCCCUACUGCGACUACGUCAUCGGCAACGAGACCGAGGCCGCUGCCUUUGCCGAGUCCCACGACAUGGCCGACAAGAAGGACGACGUCCGCGCCGUCGCCAAGGCCAUCGCCAACCUUCCCAAGGAGAACUCGCAGCGCAAGCGCGUCGCCAUCAUCACCCAGGGCACCCUCCCCACCAUUGUCGCCGUCCAGGGUGAGGACGAGGUCAAGGAGUACCCCGUUCACGAGAUCGCCAAGGAGCAGAUCAACGACACCAACGGUGCCGGUGACGCCUUUGCCGCUGGUUUCUGCGCCGGUGUUGUCGAGAACAAGCCCCUGGCUGAGUGUAUCGACAGGGGCCAGUGGCUCGCCCGCCUUAGCAUCCAGGAGCUGGGUCCUUCGUACCCGUUCCCCAAGCAAACCUACCAGCCUCAGUCUGCUUAAAGCAAAUAAGCUGGCUUCUUCUUGUCUUUUGAUUAUGUGACUUUCCCUAUGAGUUUGGGCAUGGCGUUGAAGGAUUAUACGGGCAAAAAUAUGGGAGGGUGUUGCAUUCAGGUUUCAACAACAUAGCAAAUAUUCCCAUGUAAAAUCUGCCAGUGAUAUGCGAAAGGAGGCAAUCACUCAACUUGAGAUAGAGAAAAAAACUUGCAACAGGAGGUAUUGCAGUCUCAAAUCAAAUUGGAUUGAACGACUGACCCAUCUUUUUCUCCAACAACACUGCGCACAGUGACCUGAAAGCUUGCCGAUAGGUAAUAUAUGAACGGAUCUUGGGGCUGUCAUAAAAAAAAAGUCGGUAUAAUGAGCCGGGAUACAGAUGAAUUCCAGUACCGAGGAAGUGCAAGUCCAAAGGCUGCGCCAUGCACGUAUGAUCACAGCCUUUGGACCAGCAUCGGACUGGACACGUCAUGUGAAGACCAGCCGAGACCAUCAGACUGGAUCCGGGGCAGAUGGCACCAAAACACGGCGGACAUGCGAAUCAACGGCGGUUUCUUUGUAUCUGUCAAAAAUCAUAACAUGGCCUUUCUUUCUUUUUUGGCUGUAGGCAUAGAAAACCUCUAGCAAUCGGCCUUUUGUUGCAUUUCCGACAGAUUCCUCGGGUUUCCAUGCAUUGUCCAAAAGAAUCGGUGAAUACAAGACAUCAAGCCACGGCAAGCCCCGGACCAGACGCAGGCUGCCUGACCUCGGGCUCGUCCCUUGCUUCCCUCGCCGCGGCCUUGGCGCGCUUCUUCCUGGCCCUGCGCACCUCAAUCUCGACGGCUGCCAUCUCGGCCGCCACGGUAGCGAGCCUCGGGACGAUCUCCUCGACCAGCUGGACGGCUUGGCCCUGGGCCGACCGCAGCGGCGCCGGCGUGAACAGCCCAAACCACCGCAGCGGGUCCUUGGGCCGAGCCGGGGCGGUCUUGCCGUCGGUGGAUUCCCGGGUCGUUUCCGCGUCGGGCUGCGCGCCCUCGCUGCCUGCUCCUUCUGCUGCUCUGCCGUCGUCAUCGCCGGCUUUGGCGGGGGUCUCGGGGGCAGGAGCGGCGGGAGCAGUCGAAUCGGGCUCGGACACGACGAACCGAGGGCUGCUGGCGUCGCCGGGCGGUGACGAUCCGGGCCCAUCAUCCACGACCCGCAGCUUCCGGACGGCCUGCAUGCGCUCGUCAAAGUGAUUGGGUCCGUAGCGCAUGCCCCUCUCGGCCGAGAAGUUUGCCCGCGCAAUGUUUUGAUACAUCAAGCGCUGGGUGGUUGCUAGGGUCUCGCGUAGCUUAGUGUACUCGUCGAGCAGCCCUAGGUAGCGCUCGAGGAGGUUGUCGAUUUCCAAGUCCAUUGCUAAUUAAAAUUGAAACGUUGGAAGCUGAGCUCGGAGUACAGCCGAUGAACGGAUAUCCUUCAAGACAACACCUGUAGGUGAACCUGGA
Messenger RNA from Pyricularia grisea, 2802 nucleotides. RefSeq lists its product as uncharacterized. Bases 47 to 1348 code for a protein of 433 amino acids. Gene Ontology annotation, biological process: purine ribonucleoside salvage. Gene Ontology annotation, molecular function: adenosine kinase activity. The record is from RefSeq and is a predicted model, not a curated record. The transcript is spliced from 4 exons. Gene Ontology annotation, cellular component: nucleus; cytosol. Lineage: Eukaryota; Fungi; Ascomycota; Sordariomycetes; Magnaporthales; Pyriculariaceae.